Molecule: messenger RNA, 756 nt
Organism: Penicillium argentinense
Lineage: Eukaryota; Fungi; Ascomycota; Eurotiomycetes; Eurotiales; Aspergillaceae
Product: alpha/beta hydrolase
Exons: 1
Coding region: 1-756 (251 amino acids)
Source: RefSeq, a predicted model, not a curated record
AUGUCAGCCCAGAAGCCCACCGCAGUCCUUAUCAUUCAUGGAGGUUACUUCCUCCCUGCUGCUUGGAAUGCCUUCAGCGAUCGACUACGCCAGGCGGGGCUCGUUGUCCAGUGCCCACGUCUACCAUCUUGCGGCGAUGAGCGCCCGCCCACUGCCGCCAUAAAGCACGAUGUCGCGGCGGUUCGCAAAGCAGCUCAGGAUCUCAUCACUUUGAAUCACUGUUUUCUUGUCCUCGCCCACUCCUAUGGGGGAAUGGUUGCAUCAGAAGCGAUUCGCCCCGAUCUAUACGCCAGCAAUGGCAAGGGGGUCGUGGGCCUUGUCCUUCUCAGCUCUUGGCUUGUUCAGCCAGGCGAUACGCUCAUGAGCGUUAUUGACAAGUACGGCUUCCAAUGUAAAGUGGAUCUCGGGAAUAACGGGGACGGCACUGUUUUCGCAAAGAAUGCGCCCGAGUCGUUCUAUAAUGACAUCGAAUUGACGGAAGCCGAAGAACUGGCCAAAGGCAAUGUGACCCACAACUGGCUUGCAGCUUCGGCUGAGAUUUCGGGUGCUCCUUGGAAAGAUCUGCAUACGACCUACAUUCAUUGCGCCCAGGAUCUGGCGAUCAUGUUGCCGCUACAGCAGAGCAUGGUUCAGGAUGCCGUAAACGCGGGGGGCAGACUGACUAUCAAAACUAUUGACUCGGGCCAUUGUCCAUUCUUGAGUCAGCCAGAGACAGUGAUCGGCAUCGUGAAUGAGGUGAUGGAAAAUGUCAGCUGA